Menidia menidia (Atlantic silverside) is the source of this 713-nucleotide messenger RNA. Lineage: Eukaryota; Metazoa; Chordata; Actinopteri; Atheriniformes; Atherinopsidae. The record is from the annotation of a GenBank genome assembly.
CCCUGUUCUGUAUGUUAUAUUGAAGGAGGGAUUUCCUGUUAAUCCUCUGUGCAUUCUUACGCUUCAUAUCUUACAGCAUCUUAGCAUUUUCUUUCUCAAAGGAGCAACAAUGUCUGAUGAGUAAUAUCCAGAACCCAUGCCCCCAAAGGCAGAGACAAAGCCCAAAUGUAAGAUUUCAGCAUCACGCAAGUUAUCUCUGAAGAUCCUUCUGCUGACUCGGGCAAUGGAGGAGCUGGAGGCAGAGAAGGUUGCUCGUGAGGACGAGAAGGUUCGUUAUCUGGGAGAGAAACUGCCUCCACUGCAGCUCGGGGGUUUAAACAUGGAAGACCUGCAGAAACUCUGCAAGCAGAUGCAUGAAAAGAUUGAAGUGGUGGAUGAGGAGCGGUAUGACUGUGAAGCCAAAGUGAUAAAGAACAUUAGAGAUAUCAAUGACUUGACACUAAAGGUGCGAGACCUUGGAGGGAAGUUUAAGAAACCGGCACUGAGGAAGGUGAGGGUUUCAGCAGACGAGAUGCUGAGAGCUUUGUUUGGAUCCAAAAAUAAGGGCUCUAUGGACCUAAGGGCCAACCUCAAGUCUGUGAAGAAAGAGGACAUCAAACAAGAGAAGGAGCUGACAAUGGAGGUGGGUGACUGGCGUAAGAACGUGGAGGCCAUGUCUGAUAUGAAGGGCAGGAAGAAGAUGUUUGAUGCUGCAGGUGGUGCCCAGUAGAAGA